Cyclocybe aegerita is the source of this 1503-nucleotide messenger RNA. NCBI's taxonomy places the organism in Eukaryota, Fungi, Basidiomycota, Agaricomycetes, Agaricales, Hemipholiotaceae. The record is from the annotation of a GenBank genome assembly.
AUGGCGAGCGAUCCCAGGGUACACAAGCCUCGUCUGCCGAAAGCUUACACCGACCAGCAGCUUGCCUUUCUCAAAGGCAGUCUGCCAGAGUUCGAACGGCGAUCGCAAGGAUCCAUUCGCGGCGAUGCGAAGAAGUUCGCACUGGAGAGGGCCCAGGAUUUCAUCGUGCGCUUCGGGCUGCCCGAUGAGUUCGUCAACAUCGAGGAACCAGAGUCUCGCUUCAAGGAGCAAAUCUACAACUGGUUCAAGAACACUGUUGGCCGAACAAGGCGGAAGUUAGAAGGGCGUCCACGGUCUGCGAAGAAGGCCGCAGAGAAAGCCGCCGCGCUCGCCAAUGACCUCGCAUGGAAUUCCUCGGUCGCCACUCCCAAUGUCGUGCCAUACUCCCAUGCCGAGAGUAGCACCAGCAGCCCUGUUAACCAAGCCCAAACUCUCAUCUCGCCCAUCCAGUAUGGGGGCAUUCAGCCUAGCUCCUCAAUGCAGCAGAACUCGUCUAUGCAGCAGACGGCCCCCAUGCAGUCGAACUCAUCGAUGCAACAGAAUCCAUCCAUGCAGCAGACCCCCACGAUGCAGACGAAUUCUUCGAUGCAGCCGACCCCGAUGCAGCCGAGCCCUUCGAUGGGUCCACCUCCGCAGGCCCUAGCCAAUCCGAAUCCCACGCACACCCUCUCGACUCUCGGACUGUCCAUCACCCAAAGCACGAUCCGCGAAACUUUCCUGCAGGGCGUCGACUCCUCCACGGUGGCCAACAUGAUCCAGUCGUUUAUCGCCAGUGCUGCGCCUUCUUCGAUACCGCUGACACCCGUUGUCGAUGCCCUCUUUGACGCCAUCUCAGAGUCCUCUUCGCCCAACCCAUUCAGCCGCGACCCUCUUCCGUAUCUAAAACAUUUCCUCGAAGCUUCAUCCUACUUUACUUCUUCCGUCAUCCAUGCAGGUGUUUCCGGCCCUCUUGCUGGCCCCCGCGCCCUGCAGAUGCAAAUUCGCAAGAAUUCUGUAUGGACACCUACACCUUCCGCUGCGCGAGGCAAUUCCAGCACGUCGCGGUCCACUCCUGUAGUAGGGGUGUCCUCAGGAUCGGCCUCGCUCUCAGAUGAGAUGCAACGCAUUGCUCUGGAUCGACAGCGGCGGAAGGACCAUAUCCAAUGGGCACGGAUACAUGCGGCUGCGCUCGAGCUAAACAUGCUCGGUCUCGGACGUGCUUCGGAUGUAGACAACACCGGAUACGCAUACGCCAUGGGCAGGGCUUUCUCCGAGAUGACGGCCCGGGACGCUGUGUGGGAGCCGGAUGAGGUUGAAUGGGUGGCGGGCAUUUGUGUGCUACGUUCGGUGAUCAGGACCGCGAUCUGCGGAGACCGGAGGCAACGGGAUGAAUAUGACGAGCUGUUGAGGACCUAUGAAGGCCGGUGGAAGGAGAUAAAGGACGAGGCGAGGCAGGGCCUCUGCACGGAGGUGUUACUCUCGGCCAAAGACGAGCUGGCCAGAUUGGAUAACUCACUGUCAUGA